Pseudogymnoascus verrucosus is the source of this 550-nucleotide messenger RNA. RefSeq lists its product as uncharacterized. The record is from RefSeq and is a predicted model, not a curated record. Lineage: Eukaryota; Fungi; Ascomycota; Leotiomycetes; Thelebolales; Thelebolaceae. Bases 44 to 442 code for a protein of 132 amino acids. The transcript is spliced from 2 exons.
UCGGUACUGGACUGAAGUGGACUGAAGUGGACUGAAGUGGGAAAUGAUGCUCUCCACUCCGGAAGCCACCAACAAAGCUACUGACAAGCUACGGUAUUAUCAUUCCCAUACCAUCCCCAUACCAAUCCCCAUAUCCCCAUCUAUCUCAAUCCAUACCAUACCCCUCCUAGCCGUCCUUUCCGGUUUGGAUAUAAUGCAUGUGAUUUCCCAUCCGAAAGAGGACAGGAUAGAGGAGAAGAGGAGGAGGAGGAAGUGGGAUAUCUCCAAGCCUCACUACGACUCUGCGCAUAACGCGUAUAACCUUAUAACAACGGCAACUGGCGAUAACAUUAACCUUAUUGUAGUCGGCAAAUUGUGGUCAGCCAUGUUGACAGCGGUUGGAUGUAAAUACGAGUCACGUGGUUCAUACUUUAUAUCAUGUGACGCGAAUCAUGUGACUUGAAUAUGGGAUGGACGAUAUUCUCACUUUAUUCACACUAUUACUCCUAUGUUGACAACAUGAUGAAAGAUGUGAUUGGACUACAUCCCCACAAUCCUCCAUAUCACCCAG